Messenger RNA from Auanema sp. JU1783, 1548 nucleotides. The record is from the annotation of a GenBank genome assembly. Lineage: Eukaryota; Metazoa; Nematoda; Chromadorea; Rhabditida; Rhabditidae.
AUGAAAGCUCUUCAUUUAUAUAAAUGUCUCCCUUCGGCUAGACGAAUCAGUACAAGUUCUGCAGUUUAUUGGCAAAAUUAUGAAAACGAAAGGCAUUACGAGCCUGGGGAAGAUGUCCUGAACCGAACAUGGCAUGGCCUCACUUAUGACUUUCGAAGAUGGAAGCGCAGAUACUUGGAAGCAAGGAAGGAUGCUUUCCAACGUAGAAAUACUAUAGCUCACAUGAAACGGUCUGUAUUGGAUAAUGAAGUUUUUCCCUUUCGAGCGGAAAUCCUUGUCAUUGGAGGAGGUCUAACAGGUUCAUCCACAGCUUUUUGGCUUAAGCAGCGGUUCAGAGAUGAAGACUUGAAGGUAGUGGUGGUCGAAGAUAAUUCAAACUUUAUGGAAGGAGACACCAUGAACUCUAUUGGUAGUUUCACGCAACAGUUCAGCAUACCUGAGCACAUCGAAAUGUCCCUGUUUUCAGCAGAAUUUCUUCGUCAUGCCGGAGAGCAUUUACAAAUCUUAGAUAAUCAACCUCCUGAUAUCAAUAUUAUGCCGUCCGGGUUUCUGCGACUUGCCUGUACUAAUGAAGAAGCGGAGGUUAUGCGUGAAACAUGGAAAGUCCAAGUUGAAAAGGGGGCUCGCGUUGUUUUAUUGAAUAAAGAAGAGUUGGCUUCACGAUUCCCUUUCAUAAAUUUCGGCGAUGUCGUUCUUGGAUCUUUAGGAUUAGAAAAUGAAGGCGUGGUAAACACAUGGCAACUUUUAUCAGCGCUGAGAGAAAAGAAUAUAACUUUAGGCGUCCAGUACGUUAAAGGACAAGUUCAAGGUUUUGAGUUCGAGCGAUUACGCCCUAAAGCUGAAGCUCACACUAUUUCGGGCAUAGACGAAGCUGAUGAGGAGAAAUGGAGAAGUCAGAGAAUAACUGGUGUCCAUGUCAAGCCACAGAUGACUGAUGCAUCUGCACGACCCAUAAGGGCUCAUUUGAUUGUUAAUGCGGCAGGGCCAUGGGCUGGCAGAGUAGCAGAAAUGGCGGGAAUCGGCAAAGGAACGGGAUUGCUAGCGGUCCCUGUACCUAUUGUUCCGGUGAAUCGUCCUAAAUUUGUAGUUCACGCCCCGGACGUACCACCAGACUUACCGAUACUGAUUGAUUCAUCAGGUGUUUUUUGCCAACGGACAGAUUUAGGACACACUUUUGUAGUGGGUAGACAUUCAAAUGAGGAAGUAUGCGACAAGGAGAUAAAUUAUGACUGGUAUUUCGAUAACAUAGCACCUGUGUUAGAGAAAAGGAUACCGUUCUUCAAAUCUGCCACGAUCAAAAGCGCUUUCUCGAGUGUUGAGUCACUCAACACCUUCGAUUCUGCCCCAAUCAUCGGAGAACAUCCACUAUAUAAUAAUUUAUAUAUGAUGUGUGGAUUCGGCUCAAGGAAUGUCAUGCAUUCUUUGGCUGCUGGCAGAGCCUUUGCGGAAAGGGUUUUCGACGGAGCUUACGUUAAUAUAAACUUGCGCAAAUUCGAUAUGAGAAGAAUAGUUAAAACAGAAAAGCUAAUUGAGAAAUUAAAAAUAUAA